UCAGAACAGAGCUCCAGACUUUAUUUUGACUUUGCUCUUGAGUUCUGGAUCAUUUGGUUCAACCUAUUUUUAAUCAGUUUGUUAUGGUAUACAAAGACCUUUGUGAAAAUAACUGCAGUCCAUGUGAAGAAGUCUGAACCAUUAUUGAUUUGAGGAUGGCUAAAGACGGAUUAGCUGUCACUAUCGUGGUCUUGUGGCUGCUCUGCAAUCCGGCGAGGAUCAGGGGAACCGGGGGAUUUCAAGGCGCCAUUCCUCACCCAAAUAAAUACAGCCCAAACCAUUCGGAACAGUUACCGCAGACACCGCAGGCCAGCUCCAGGGGAACGGGACCGCCUUCAGUCGGGGACGAGGUGCUGGACUCCAGCCAGGAGGCUUUACACGUCACGGAGCGCCGUUACCUCAGACUUGACUGGUGUAAAACGCAGCCGCUGAAACUGAUGAUCUACGAGGACGGGUGCCAGCCGCUCACCAUCAUCAACCGCUUUUGUUACGGACAGUGCAACUCUUUCUACAUACCACGGCACGUUUAUCAAGAUGACAGUGCGUUUCAGUCGUGCUCCGUGUGUAAGCCAAAGAGUUUUACUACCGUGACUUACACCCUCAUCUGUCCCGGACAGACUCCCAGCACCAAGAAGAAGCGCGUGCGCCGCGUGAAGCAGUGCCGCUGUACUUCUGUUGACUUGGACUAAACUGGCUGACGUCAUUGUUUUAGGCUACUUCUGUAUGUUUGUUUCCUCCAUUAGUUCUUCAGUCAUCAAAAUGUGGCCUUUAUAUUGUGAAGAAAUACAAUUGAUUCAAUUAAUUGUACAAAAGUUGGAUAAGUUAUAAUACUAUAAAAUAGUGACAUAAAAAUAUUCUUAUAUUAUUAUAUUCUCCACUGUGUGGAGCAAAAUUUGCGCAUUGAUGCAAACAAGCUUGUUUUGUGGCUUGAUUUGUAAUAUACAUAUACAUACAUAUUAGGCUAUGGGUGCAAAUAAGCAAGUAUUUUAUUUUAUUAUAAUUUUUUAUAAUUAUAAUUUUUUUUUUUCAAAUCCAUUCCAUUUUAUUUUUUACUGGUCUUUAUACAAUACUGCAAUGUAAAAAGAAUGUAGUGUCAAGUUACAGCCUUUUUAAUCAAUUGAUGUAGAAAAUCUAGGUGAACAAACAUUACAGAAAAUAAGUUGGAUGCAUGGAAAAUUGUUUUUGUAUUAAUGAAAACUUUUCAUAGUGUUACAUUUAUUGUAUAAGGAACAAUAUUACUGUGAUUAAAUGGCAACAAGAUGUGAAGCAGCAUAACUGUCAUCAUUAAAAAAGUGAUGUUUAUCCAAAUAAAACAGAUAGGGUAGUGUAAUAUUAUAUUUUUUUCACAUUUACAUUAUCUUUGUUUUGUUAUUUUCUGUAUUGAU
This is a messenger RNA of Carassius auratus (goldfish), 1385 nucleotides long. RefSeq names its product gremlin-1-like. Gene Ontology annotation, molecular function: BMP binding; receptor ligand activity. The record is from RefSeq and is a predicted model, not a curated record. The transcript is spliced from 2 exons. Gene Ontology annotation, biological process: animal organ morphogenesis. Bases 156 to 689 code for a protein of 177 amino acids. NCBI's taxonomy places the organism in Eukaryota, Metazoa, Chordata, Actinopteri, Cypriniformes, Cyprinidae.